AUGCACUCCCCCCACCCCCUCUCCCUCCUCUCCCUCCUCUCCCUCACCGCCCUCGCCCUCACCACCGACACCCGCUCGCCCACCUCCUCGGUCCCCGGCAAGGCCUUCUCGCGCUUCGUCACCAUCUGGCUCGAAAACACCGACUACGCCAAAGCCGAGGGCGACCCCUCCCUCUCCUGGCUCGCCUCGCGCGGCAUCAAGCUCUCCAACUACUUCGCCGUCACGCACCCCUCGGAGCCCAACUACGUCGCCGCCGUCGGCGGCGACUACUUCGGCAUCAACAACGACGACGCCAACACGCUUCCGGCGAACGUGUCGUGCAUCGCCGACCUGCUCGACGACAAGGGCAUCUCGUGGGGCAGCUACCAGGAGGACAUGCCGUACUCGGGCUUCACGGGCGCCGAGUACCGCAACCCGCAGACGAAGGCGAACAUGUAUGUGCGCAAGCACAAUCCGCUGGUGAUGUUUGAGAGCGUGGCGGGCGAUCCGGAGAGGCUGGCGCUGAUCAAGAAUUUGACGUGGUUUGGGAAGGAUUUGGAGGCGGAGACGCUGCCGCAGUGGUUGUUUAUUACGCCGAAUAUGACGUCUGAUGGACAUGAUUCUUCGGUUACGGUUGCUGGGUCGUGGACCCGUGCCUUUCUGGAACCGCUACUGGACAAUGAGUACUUCAUGAAGGAUACGCUCAUUCUCGUCACCUUCGACGAGAACCACAGCUACACCACUCAAAACCGCGUACUCGGCAUCCUCCUCGGAGGCGCCGUGCCCGCAAACCUAGUCGGCACCACCGACUCAAACUACUACGACCACUACAGCGAGAUCGCAACCGUCGAGGCAAACUGGGGCCUCAGCACGCUCGGCCGCUUCGACGUCGGCGCCAACGUCUUCGCCUUUGUCGCAAACGCCACCUCCGACACCAUCCGCGCGCCGGCGAACCUGGACGGCAUCUACCUGAACGAGUCCUACCCGGGCAUCUUCAACGACAAGAAGUGGGGCCCGCAGCCGGCGCCGAACACGGAGCUGGCGCAGAACGGGAGGACGGUGCUGCAGGCCAUCAAGGACGAGUGGGCGGAUGACCAGGACCAGACGUACUAUACGGGCUCGGUCGAGGUGCCGAGUAGUGCGAACCCGCCAACGUAUGGAUAA
Molecule: messenger RNA, 1143 nt
Organism: Morchella sextelata
Lineage: Eukaryota; Fungi; Ascomycota; Pezizomycetes; Pezizales; Morchellaceae
Exons: 4
Coding region: 1-1143 (380 amino acids)
Biological process (GO): phospholipid catabolic process
Molecular function (GO): hydrolase activity, acting on ester bonds
Source: RefSeq, a predicted model, not a curated record